Messenger RNA from Vicugna pacos (alpaca), 1681 nucleotides. The record is from RefSeq and is a predicted model, not a curated record. NCBI's taxonomy places the organism in Eukaryota, Metazoa, Chordata, Mammalia, Artiodactyla, Camelidae.
AUCGUGGGAGGUGGGGCUUCUCUGCUCUUCACAGAGCACUGAAGUCCGGGUUCUCCGCAGGAACACAUUGGACAGAUCAGGCUCCUCAGACCUCCAAGAUGCCCACCCCUGCCUCCUGGCCCCACCCUCCUCCUCCUUGCCUGCUGCUGGCACUACUGCUGGGACUCACAGGAGUGGCGGGUCAGGAGCUGCAGGUGAUUCAGCCUAAGAUGUCAGUGUUGGCUGCAGCGGGAGAGACGGCCACUCUGCCCUGUACCACGACCUCCCUGCUCCCUGUGGGGCCCAUCAAGUGGUUCAGGGGCACAGGGCCAGGCCAGGAGUUAAUCUACGACUACAAAGGAGGUCACUUCCCCAGAGUAACAAAUGCUUCAGACACCACAAGGAGAGACAACAUGGACUUUUCCAUCCGCAUCAGUCACAUCACCCCGGCAGACGCCGGUGUCUACUACUGUGUGAAGUUCCAGAGAGGAUUCCCUGGUGACGUGGAGUAUAAGUCUGGACCAGGCACCCGGGUAUUUGUGUCUGCUAAGCCCUCUGUUCCAGAGGUUUCUGGCCCCACUAAACGGGCCAGCCCAGGUGAGGCAGUGAAUCUCACCUGCAGAUCAACUGGCUUCUUUCCCAAACACAUACAACUGAAAUGGUUUAAAAAUGGCGUGGAGCUUCCAGCCCAUCAGACUCUCAUCUUCCUGCCUGGAGAUGCUUCCUCCUACACCAUUGUCAGCAUCGCCCUGGUGACCCUUGACUUGUCCUCACUCCACUCCCAGGUCACCUGCCAAGUGACUCACAGUGAACUGCAAAGGCCCCUCAGUGGACGUGUGAACAUCUCUGAAUUCCUUCAAGUUGUCCCCACAGUGAACAUAUCAGCUCACGGUGUCCCAAGCCUCCAGGUGACCAUUCUCACCUGCCACGUGCAAAGGUUUUACCCAGAAGUCAUACAAAUCAUCUGGCAGGAGAGGAACAGACGAUUCAAGUCUUAUGAGGCCUUCGCCCCCACCAAGAACCCAGAUGGCACAUUCAGCCAAGACAGUCAUAUCCUGGUCAGCACCUCAGAGGACAAAAGGCUGUUCACCUGCCAAGUGUGGCGUGAGGACCAGACACUGGUCCAGACCAGCGUGCAGCUGAGCGAGCUUACAGAAGAGCAAGCCAGUUUGGGUGCCACAGCAUCCAGCUCCCUCUUUGGGACCCUCCUCCUGCUUGGCUGGAAGUUGUUUCUCCUGACUACAGUUUCCAUCAUCUAUGUCCUCAGGAGGACCCUCCCUUCCAGGAGAACUGAUCCAGGAGGACCACUUCCCAUGAUGUCCGUAGCCUCUACCCCAUUUUUCCCUGCCACACCAGCCUUCUGAGACCUGUCCAGCACUGGCUGCCCCUCCCUGUCUCCUGCAGCCCCAGAGGAGGGAUUGAGAAUGUCCUCCUUGUCCCCUGUCACACUGGGCUACACUGGUGAUACUCAGCAGUCUCACUGGACACUGUGGGAAGGACUGCUAACAGAGUGACAUGUAAAGAGAACAUUCACAAGUGGGCAAUGGAACAGCUGAGAGAAUCAGAGACUUUAGCAUCAUGGUCAAUCUGAGCUGGAAAACUUCUUGAUACCAUCUAGUCCAAUUUCUCCUCUCCAAACCAGAAUGUGGAACUUGUGUUUUGGAGACAUUAGGCGACAAGAUGAAGGUCAAACAAAGCAACU